Molecule: messenger RNA, 3232 nt
Organism: Pygocentrus nattereri (red-bellied piranha)
Lineage: Eukaryota; Metazoa; Chordata; Actinopteri; Characiformes; Serrasalmidae
Gene: ehd1a
Product: EH-domain containing 1a
Exons: 5
Coding region: 408-2012 (534 amino acids)
Biological process (GO): endocytosis; endosomal transport
Cellular component (GO): cytoplasm; plasma membrane
Molecular function (GO): calcium ion binding; GTP binding; protein binding
Source: RefSeq, a predicted model, not a curated record
GCGUCACGUACUUCCCCCAAUGCUAAGUGCUUUUGGCUAACUCUUCCUCUGGACUUAAUUCUGUUUAUGCCGUUCUGUCGCAAGCCGCUGUCAUUUUCACAGAGGAAAUAGUAGAUUUAAAUGCCACAGUGACUCCGGGCUGGACGCAUUUCACAAUCCAGUUUUCCCCCCGGGGAAGCACAUCUAGCUGAUCAACUUUGAAUCUUCGCCGUUAGCCGGGGCGCUGCGGGAGUUUAGGGAGGUGUCAGCUCUGCUCAGGGGUGGGACCCGACUUCGCUGAACUUUACAAGAACCAGCUCACACUGUCCGACCGUGUGAAGGGCUCGGGUAGAGAUAUUUCAGCGCCUUGCCUAACAUCGCCUUUUCCUUUCCAAAGGUCAGUAUAGGAUCGUGUCCUAUAGAUCACCAUGUUUAGCUGGUCUAAAGGGAACGGGAAGAAAGACCCGGAGCUUUUCCAGAACGUGUCUGAUGGACUCAAGCGCCUCUACCGCAACAAGCUCUUCCCUCUGGAGGACACCUAUCGCUUCCACGACUUCCAUUCACCGGCGCUGGAAGAUGCCGAUUUCGACAACAAGCCCAUGGUCCUUUUGGUCGGUCAGUAUUCGACCGGCAAGACGACCUUCAUCCGGCAUCUCAUGGAGCAGGAUUUCCCCGGCAUGCGGAUAGGCCCCGAGCCCACCACCGACUCCUUCAUCGCGGUGAUGCACGGAGAGCAGGAGGGCGUCAUACCGGGCAAUGCCCUGGUGGUGGACCCCAAGAAACCCUUCAGAAAGCUUAACGCGUUUGGCAACGCUUUCUUGAACAGGUUUAUGUGUGCACAGUUGAAAAACCCAGUCUUGGAGAGUAUCAGUAUCAUCGAUACUCCAGGCAUCCUGUCUGGGGAGAAACAGAGGAUCAGCCGAGGCUAUGACUUUGCGGCUGUGCUGGAGUGGUUUGCUGAACGAGUGGACCGCAUUAUCCUGCUCUUCGAUGCUCACAAGCUGGAUAUCUCAGAUGAGUUCUCUGAGGUGAUCAAGGCCUUGAAAAACCAUGAAGACAAGAUGCGUGUGGUGCUGAACAAAGCGGACCAGAUCAGCACACAGCAGCUGAUGAGAGUGUAUGGCGCUCUCAUGUGGUCAUUAGGGAAGAUCAUUAACACCCCAGAGGUGGUGCGGGUCUACAUCGGCUCGUUCUGGGCGCAGCCUCUCCUGGUGACAGACAACAGGAAGCUGUUUGAAGCCGAGGAACAGGAUCUCUUCCGAGACAUUCAGAGUCUUCCACGGAAUGCUGCCCUGAGAAAGCUGAACGAUCUGAUCAAGAGGGCACGUCUCGCCAAGGUUCAUGCCUACAUCAUCACCUCACUGAAGAAGGAGAUGCCCAGUGUGUUUGGGAAAGAUACCAAGAAGAAAGAGCUCAUAUCUAACCUGGGUGCCAUCUAUGAGAAAAUAGAGAAGGAACACAACAUCUCUCCAGGAGACUUCCCCAACCUCAAGAAGAUGCAGGAACUCCUGGUUGGUCAAGACUUCAACAAGUUCCCUGCCUUGAAGCCCAAACUGCUAGAGACCGUUGAGGACAUGCUGGCCCACGAUAUCGCCAAGCUCAUGACCCUUGUGCGGCAGGAGGAGGCAUCCAUGCCCAACCAAAUGGUGAAAGGUGGUGCUUUUGAUGGCACAAUGAAUGGGCCAUUUGGCCACGGCUAUGGUGAGGGUGCCGGAGAGGGCAUCGAUGAGCUGGAGUGGGUGGUGGGCCGUGACAAGCCAUCCUAUGAUGAGAUCUUCUAUACACUGUCCCCUGUUAAUGGCAAGGUGUCUGGCGCUGCUGCCAAGAAGGAGAUGCUGAAGUCCAAGCUGCCUAACACAGUGCUCGGCAAGAUCUGGACCCUGGCUGACGUGGACAAGGACGGUUUCCUGGAUGACGAGGAGUUUGCUCUGGCCAACCAUCUGAUCAAAGUGAAGCUCGAGGGAUACGAGCUUCCUGCUAAACUGCCCACUCACCUUGUGCCACCUUCCAAGCGUGGUCAGGAGCAACAGUGAGUUGCUGUACUGAUCUUUCAACUUUACGGCUGUGGCUCUCACCUCAGGCUUCAACUCCACUAGCCAUUCCACUUAUUUGUUCCGAAAGCAGUCUCACCAGCCCUCCUCAUUUCAGCAUGCCUUUUUCAUUGUUAAAGGUACAAUUAGGUGUUUUGAAUGGCUGUUCCAGUUGGUGUACAUAUGACUUACAUGUUCCUUGUAUGUAGUGACAGUUUUCCUUUUUUUUUAUUUUUUCUUUUUUUUAGUUUUAUGGCCAUUAUUCAUUGAGAGCUGUUCAUUUUUUGCAUCCCAAGGUAUCUUAUUUUGAUGGCACGUUGCAUAUGUUAGUACCUUGAUCAGGUUCUAAAGACCUAAAGAAUAUGUGAGAAUGAAUAUCUGGAAUGGCCUUGGAGAUCCAGUAACUGUUCUGACAACCUGAGCUCUGAGAAGUGAAACCAAAAAGAUCUAAUGUGCCAGUGAGAGACUUGUGGGUUUGUAUUUAAAUGGAAAGACAUGCCACUUUCAGUAGAGUUGUCCACAAAAAGACUGCAGAAGGACUUUGGUACUCAAGGCAGAGGAUGACUGUUUUGGUUGAGUAUUGGAAAAAUGUUCGCUGUGUUAGGGGUGACUUAUGGAAAAAACAAAAUGUGAAAUAACCUCUCCAUCCACUUUAAAGACUUACCUUGUUCUUCCACUCACUAGCCACUUUGAGCUCUUGUACCUUAUAGGUCCACUACCAACUGUAGCACAGCUGUUCUCCGGCACAGUACGUCAAAUACUCUCUACCUUGUUCAUCAUCGGUCCAUUUCUGACCACAAGACUAUGUACUACAUGAUGUUUCUCUGUGUGUGGAAACUGGUCAUUGUCGAGUUAUAUAAUGCCCAGAUUGUGUAUCAACAGAUGGGCUAUAAUCCCUAACUGUACCUGGACCUACAAGGAAAGUGUUUCUAAUAAUGUGGCUGGUGAGUGCAUUUGUAUAUGAUAUUCCAUAAUAUAAUUUUUUUUUUGCAAUACUUAAUUUAUUCUUCUUAAAAAUCUGUAUUUUUAUAUCUUAGAAAUUUGACAGCUAUGAAAUUUUCUCUUGAUUUCUGUACCUAUCUAUGAUGACAGUCAUGCAGAUUUCAGUCUUUUCAGAGGUGUUGGGAUUUCAUAUGCUUUAGCUCUUAUAAUGAAUUCUCAUAGUACUCUGGAAUAAAAUAAAAAAUUAUUAAUAAAUAAACUAUAUUCUAUUGCUUCUAUAA